CGGCAACCUGAACUCAACUCCAUCCAUUUCACUCGUCGUCGCAAGUGACUGACAGUGACAUCAACUUCGCAAACUUCGCACCACUUUUUAACCCAACUCCCAACUCCCAAUCCUUUAUUUCUUCUUUUUUUUUUUUACAUUGCGCGGAGUGUCCCCCUCCUCAUCAAUUAUUUCCUUGAUUCUUAGCCAUCCUCUUCUAUCUUAGUGGUUUAAGCAAUCUACGAAUCUUCCGAGGUUCUUUUGAAUUGAAGGUCAACGGUCUAACUGGAAGAUUCAUUAGGUGUCAAAGAAAGCUGAUUUUCCAGGAAACCGGCUUUCGUCCCUUUACUCCAGAAACAUAUCCUCCCGACCCUGUGCGUGGUCUUCUCCUAAUAUACUCGGAGGAGGGCGUCCCUUCCGAAAACCGCCACCAUGUCUCUCACCGCGACGCGAUCCAUGCCCCAGACGCCGAAUCGAGAGGAUAUCGGCCAGACCUGGGAAUACCUUCAACAGGGAAUUUCAAAGAUUAUGAUCAACCUCCAAGAUGGCAUGGAUAUGGGAGCAUACAUGGGCAUCUACACUGCGGUCCAUAACUUUUGCACGUCUCAGAAAGCUGUAGGAUUGGGAAGCUCCAACGGGGUUGGCCAAGCUCAUAGAGGAGCGCACCUGCUUGGAGAGGAUCUGUAUAAGAAACUCAAGGAAUAUCUCAACAAUCACCUCCAUGGACUUUUCGAAUCAUCGAAGGCGCACACCGACGAGGCCCUACUUGCGUUCUACAUUAGAGAAUGGAACAGAUACACCAUCGCCGCCAAGUAUAUUCACCAUCUUUUCAGAUACCUUAACCGACACUGGGUUAAGCGCGAAAUGGACGAGGGAAAGAAGAACACUUAUGAUGUCUACACUUUGCACCUGUAUCAAUGGCGCACGGAGUUUUUCACUCCUGUCAACAAGAAGGUUAUGGAUGCCGUGCUCAUGCUGGUCGAAAAGCAGAGAAAUGGUGAGACCAUUGAACAUGGCCAGAUCAAACAGGUUGUCGACUCAUUCGUUUCCCUUGGCCUUGACGAGCACGAUGCAACCAAGUCCACCCUCGACACCUACAGGUUCCAUUUUGAGAAACCUUUCCUCGCGGCGACCGAAGAGUUCUACAAGGCUGAAUCGAAGCAAUUUGUUGCCGAAAAUAGCGUUGUGGAAUACAUGAAGAAAGCUGAAGCACGCCUAGCUGAAGAGGAGGAGCGUGUUCGCAUGUAUCUUCACAAUGACAUAGCUGUUCCAUUGAAGAAGACAUGCAACAAGGCCCUUAUCGCUGAUCAUUCCGCUAUGCUAAGGGAUGAGUUUCAGGUUCUUCUCGACAAUGAUCGAGAAGAUGAUAUGGCUCGCAUGUAUAGUCUUCUUUCUAGAAUCCCGGAAGGCUUAGAUCCGUUGCGACAGAGAUUCGAAGCACAUGUGCGGAAUGCUGGCCUUGGUGCGGUUGCGAAGGUUGCCGCCGACGCAGAGAAGCUUGAUCCUAAGGUCUACGUCGAGGCCUUGCUUGAGACCCACACGAGAUAUCAAGGCUUAGUCAAGCGUGCGUUUGCUGAUGAGCCCGAGUUCACUCGGUCAUUAGACAACGCUUGCAGAGAGUUUGUGAACCGUAACGAAAUCUGCAAGGCAGGAAGCAGCAAAUCCCCCGAACUUCUCGCCAAAUACACAGACGUGCUUCUGCGAAAGAGUGGGACUGGUGUGGAGGAAGCUGAGCUCGAUACUACCCUAACACAGAUCAUGACCGUAUUCAAGUACAUCGAAGACAAGGAUGUAUUCCAGAAAUUCUACUCUAGAAUGUUGGCAAGACGUCUAGUACAUAGCAAUUCUUCAUCAGACGAUGCCGAGACCAGCAUGAUCAGCAAACUCAAGGAGGCGUGCGGCUUCGAGUACACUAAUAAGCUACAGCGCAUGUUCCAAGAUAUGCAGAUUUCUAAGGAUCUCAACACGGGAUUCCGAGAGCAUACUAGAGGAUUACAACUAGAGAAGCAGCCUCUAGAUUCGACAUAUUCUAUACUGGGAACCAGCUUCUGGCCUUUGACACCACCCAACACGACGUUCUUCCCCCCAGCUGAGAUCCAGACCGAUAUCGACCGGUUCACACUCUUCUACAAGAACAAGCACGAGGGUCGUAAGCUGAGCUGGUUAUGGCAAUUGUGCAAGGGUGAAUUGAAGACGGGCUAUUGCAAAACGAAGACACCCUUCACGUUCCAAGUCAGUGUCUACCAAAUGGCCAUUCUUCUACUAUUCAACUCCAAGGAUGUCCAUUUGUAUGAGGACAUACAAUCGGUCACCCAGUUGACUAGCGAGGUCUUGGAUUCUGCCAUCGGGAUCCUUUGCAAAGCCAAAGUUCUGAUUAUGAAGCCGGACGGCGAGAAACCCGGCGCUGGAAAGACAUUCCACCUCAACUAUGACUUCAAGAGCAAGAAAAUCCGCGUCAACCUGAAUAUCGGAACCAAGACGGAGCAGAAGCAGGAGGAAGCAGAUACCAAUAAGACAAUUGAAGAAGACCGCCAACUCGUAUUACAAUCUGCGAUCGUCCGAAUCAUGAAAGCACGAAAGAAGAUGAAGCACACUCAAGUUGUGAACGAAUGUAUCAUCCAGAUCAAGUCGCGCUUCGUCCCCAAAGUCAGUGACAUUAAAAAAUGCAUCGAGAUCCUACUCGACAAGGAAUAUCUUGAGCGUUUGGACGACGACGAGCUCGGUUAUCUUGCAUAAUGGGGUUGUAAUACCUACCUAUCUCAGUACCUGAUAAACAUACAACAUUAUACUCAUACAACCAUUCCGUUCUCCCUUUAGCAUCGGUUGGUGGCUUACGUCCUCCUCGUUACAUAGGUAGUGAAGGGGCGGUGGAUAUGCAAGCUCAGAAGUUUGGGUGACCCUAAGAGAGCCUGAAAAAAAGGGAGGGCUUAGUAGGCUAUUUGACCCAAUAGUUCGGGACGAUUACUAGAUUUAUGCAUUUGGCAACGGCUUGAAAAGCCGAGGCUGAGUCAGUUGAACCCCGAAACCCCUAAUGAAAAUGAACCAGCAAAAGGAUGGAUUAAGGCGAUGCCGCUCCUGUAUACAUUGAUGCAAGGAUAACGGAUCCUACUGGACAGAGAGACAGACAGAGAGAGAGAGAGCUGAGUCAAGAAAACAAAUGAUAGCUGGCAGCUGUUAGCUACCUAGGCACCUCACCUACCUACUUACCUCACUACUUAUCUACCUACCUACCUAACCUGGUAUCUAGGUAGGUAGAUAGGUAGGUAGUUACUACUAUACAUAAGGGAGGUAGGUAGGUGGGCAGGUAAAAAAAGGGCUUUGUGGCCUUUUUUUAUUCCCCGUCGAUUGAAAAAGACCACGGUUCCACCUCUGCACGCACGUACGUUUGCUAUUCAAUGAAUAAACAAUUUAUGUACUCCUUUGUGUUUUCCCUCUAUGCC
Hypoxylon fragiforme is the source of this 3419-nucleotide messenger RNA. RefSeq names its product Cullin-domain-containing protein. NCBI's taxonomy places the organism in Eukaryota, Fungi, Ascomycota, Sordariomycetes, Xylariales, Hypoxylaceae. Gene Ontology annotation, cellular component: SCF ubiquitin ligase complex. Bases 412 to 2715 code for a protein of 767 amino acids. Gene Ontology annotation, biological process: protein ubiquitination; SCF-dependent proteasomal ubiquitin-dependent protein catabolic process. Gene Ontology annotation, molecular function: ubiquitin protein ligase binding. The transcript has 6 exons. The record is from RefSeq and is a predicted model, not a curated record.